GCAGGGCGGAGAAGAAUAAGUACACACGAUCGGGUGGCACCUGAUUCGAUGUUUCAAACGAUGCCCUGGUCAAAAUAAGAGAAGACGUGUCGAUUUCCGGAUCUAUGUUUUUUUCUCGCUGUGUGGAAUAAUGCCGUCGCCGGGGAGAAAAACUUGUAUCGGGACAUAUCUAGUGCUUGUUGUCUUGGAGUAUAACUGGGGAGCGGUGUCCGGGCAGCUCUCCUAUUCCGUCUCAGAGGAGGUAAACGUGGGCACGUCUGUGGGAAAUCUCGCCAAGGAUCUGAGCCUGAACGUUCACGAUUUGGAGUCACGUAUGUUUCAGAUCGUUACUGGAUCAAAGAGAAAAUAUUUCGAUGUAAAUUUGAAGUCAGGUUUUCUCUACGUCAUUGAAAGAAUAGACAGAGAAGAGCUCUGUGCCAAGGCGACAAAAUGUACAAUUAACGUCGAGGCUGUGAUAAAUAAUCCACUGAAACUUUACCGUGUUGAAGUGAAUAUUCUCGAUGUAAACGAUAAUCCGCCGUCCUUCAGUGCCCAAUCUCAAACUAUUGAUAUUGCAGAGAGCGUAUUACCGGGAGCUACAUUCCCUGUGCUCUCGGCCUACGAUGCCGAUGUCGGGAAAAAUAGCAUUAACACAUACAAGCUGAAUCCCAAUGAAUAUUUUUCUUUAGUGGUGCACAGAGCAGAGAGCGUGUCAGCCGAGCUGGUUCUGCAGAAACCAUUAGACCGAGAGAAACGGGCUUUGAUUAAAUUAACGCUGACCGCUGUAGAUGGAGGAACGCCUCCGAAAUCUGGCACAUCAGAAAUAUUAAUUAAUGUUCUGGAUAUCAAUGAUAAUAUUCCAGUCUUUGGCAAAACUCUCUAUAAAACAAGUAUCACGGAAAAUGCAGCACUUGGCACUACAGUACUGGCAGUGACGGCAACUGAUGCGGAUGAAGGUCCAAACAAAGAUAUCCUGUAUUUACUGAAUUCGAAAGAUCAGGACCGUGUCUUGGACAUUUUUGAAAUCGAUUCUCAAACGGGAAUAAUAACAGUUAAAGGAAAGAUUGACUUCGAAGCAAAUCCUGCCUUCGAAAUCCGCGUGCAGGCUGCAGACAAAGGCCAGCCUCCGUUAACAGCUCAGUGUAAAGUGCUCGUGGAGGUGGUGGACUUGAACGACAAUGCCCCUGACGUCACGGUGACGUCACUGCUCAGUACAGUGAGGGAGGAUGCUGAACUUGGUACAGCCAUUGCACUUGUUUCGGUUCUUGACAGAGAUGGGGGAAAAAAUGGUGAAGUGAAAUGUGCAAUAUUGAAUGCAGUCCCCUUUAAAUUAGAGACUAACUACAAAAAUUAUUAUUCUUUAGUUAUCGCCGGAGCUCUGGAUAGGGAACUCGUUACCCACUACAAUAUUACUAUUAAAGCCACAGAUGAAGGCAGUCCCCCUCUCUCUAACACAAGUGUGGUUAUUGUCCAGGUUUCUGAUGUAAAUGACAACACACCUCUGUUUUCAGAGAGUGUAAUAAAUAUGUAUGUGGGAGAAAACAGUCCAGUUGGCACCGUUUUGAAAGCAGUAUCUGCAACUGAUGCUGACAUUAGUGAAAAUGGUCGGUUGAGUUACUCAUUAGUCAGCGACAAAAAUAAAGUGCCGUUGUCUGCUAUGCUCAAUAUCAACUCAGAGACAGGCGAUAUAAUCAGUCUGCAGUCGUUCAACUUUGAGGAGUUAAAAACGUUUCAGUUUAAAGUUCAGGCCACAGACUCUGGUGUUCCUCCGCUCAGCAGCAACGUGACUGUGAACGUUUUUAUCCUGGAUGAGAAUGACAACAGUCCUUCAGUUCUUUCUCCAUACUCUGAGCACGGCUCCGUAAACAGUGAGAGCAUCCCCUAUUCUGCUGAAGCUGGAUACUUUGUGGCAAAGAUCCGGGCUGUAGACGCAGACUCUGGAUACAACGCGCUGCUUUCUUAUCACCUCUCUGAGCCCAAAGGAAACAACCUCUUCCGGAUCGGAACCAGCACCGGGGAAAUCAGGACUAAGAGGAGAAUGAGUGACAAUGACUUGAAAACUCACCCCUUGGUGGUGCUGGUUUCUGAUAACGGAGAACCCUCCCUGUCAGCUACUGUGUCUAUAGAUGUGGUGGUGGUUGAGAACACAGCUGACAUCCAGACUCAGUUCAGACAUGUGCCCACAAAGGACGAUGGCUUCUCUGAUUUAAACCUGUAUCUGCUGAUCGGCAUUGCGUCGGUGUCAGUCAUCUUUCUGCUGAGCCUCAUCACUUUAAUAGCUGUCAAAUGCCACAGGACAGACAGCAGCUUCAGCAGGUACAGCGCCCCAAUGAUCACCACCCACCCUGACGGGAGCUGGUCUUACUCUAAAGCUACUCAGCAGUAUGACGUCUGCUUCAGCUCAGACACGCUAAAGAGUGACGUGGUGGUUUUCCCCGCACAGUUUCCGCCUGCAGAUGCGGAACUGAUCAGUAUUAAUGGAGGAGACACUUAUGGCAGUACUCAGACUUUACCAAACAAAGACAAGGUAAGACAAUAG
This is a messenger RNA of Pleuronectes platessa (European plaice), 2518 nucleotides long. RefSeq names its product protocadherin alpha-8. Gene Ontology annotation, cellular component: plasma membrane. Gene Ontology annotation, biological process: homophilic cell-cell adhesion. Gene Ontology annotation, molecular function: calcium ion binding. Bases 131 to 2518 code for a protein of 795 amino acids. The transcript has a single exon. NCBI's taxonomy places the organism in Eukaryota, Metazoa, Chordata, Actinopteri, Pleuronectiformes, Pleuronectidae. The record is from RefSeq and is a predicted model, not a curated record.